UAUAUGUGACGCAACUCGUGAAAAUAUCUCCUUCUCCCCCCGUCACUCGAUUAGCAAGUCGUACCAACUGGUUGUACCGUGUGAACAGCCCAGGCGAUAUGUCAACGCAACUUUUAUCGAGUGGUAUGACUAUAGCAAAGCGUUCCCAUUCAUUACUCGCGCUCAGCGUUACUGUUGUGGCUGAGCUGUUUAUGCAUUGAUUCGAAGAUCGGCCUUGCAAUCCUUUCGAAGCCAAAGUCUCCAUAGUCCAGUCUGUCACGGGAACGAAUUGAACACCAUAACACCCACAAGUUAAUAAUGGAAGUACAAAGCCAACCACAGAAUCCUGGCUCUGUUACCGAAACAUGUGAAGUCAGGGACUGUGAGAGAGAAUUGCUGGAAACAGGUGAUGUCAAGAGAGAACUUGUCACCAACACACUGGAAACAGUUGAUGUCAAGGAAAAGUCUGACACUGACACGCUGGAAACUUGUCAUGUCAAGAAACACUGUGGAAUCAAACCUUAUCAGUGUGUUGUGUGUGGGAACGAAUUUACAAAGUCAGGUAACCUGCAGACACACAUGAGGAUUCACAGUGGAAUCAAGCCUUAUCAGUGUGUUGUAUGUGGGAAAGAAUUUACAGAGUCAGAUAACCUGCAAAUACAUAUGAGGGUACACACUGGAAUCAAACCUUAUGAGUGUGUUGAAUGUGGGAAAGCAUUUACACAAUCAGGUCACCUGCAGACACACAUGAGGAGUCACAGUGGAAUCAGGCCUUAUGAGUGUGUUGAAUGUGGGAAAAAAUUUACAGUCUCAGGUACACUGCAGAGACACAUGAGGAGACACAGUGGAGUUAAGCCUUUCAAGUGUGUUGAAUGUGGGAAAGCAUUUUCUCAAUCAGGUACCCUGCAGAAACACAUGAGGAUUCACAGUAAAAUCUGUCCUUACAAGUGUGUUCAAUGUGGGAAAGCAUUUACACAAUCAGGUAGCUUGCAGAUACACAUGAGGAUUCACAGUGGAAUCAAGCCUUUUAAGUGUGUUGAAUGUGGAAAAGCAUUUACACAAUCAGGUACCCUGCAGAAACACAUGAGUAUUCACAGUGAAAACAAGCCUUUUACGUGUGUUGAAUGUGGGGAAAAGUUUACAGUGUCAAGAAACCUACAGAAACACAUGAGGUUUCACAGUGGAAUCAAGCCUCAUGAGUGUGUUGAAUGUGGGGAAAAAUUUACAGGGUCAAGAAACCUGCAGAAACACAUGAGUGUUCACAGUGGCAUAAAGCCUUUUCAGUGUGUUGUAUGUGGGAAAGGAUUAACAGAGUCGGGUAACCUGAAGAUACACAUGAGGAUUCACACUGGAAUCAAACCUUACAAGUGUGUUGAAUGUGGGAAAGAAUUUACAGAGUCCGGUAAUCUGUUGAAACACAUGAGGAGGAUUCACAGUGGAGUCAAGCCUUACCAGUGUGUUGAAUGUGGGAAAGCAUUUACACAAGCAGGUCACCUUAGGACACACAUGAGGAGUCACAGUGGAAUCAAGCCUUAUGAGUGUGUUGAAUGUGGAAAAACAUUUACUCAAUCAAGUUCCCUCCAGAAACACAUGAGGAUUCACAGUGGAGUUAAGCCUUAUAAGUGUGUUGAAUGUGGGAAAGCAUUUACACAGUCAAGUAACCUGAAGUCACACAUGAGGACUCACAGUGGAAUUAAUUGUGAACACCAUAACAUCCACAAGUUAAUAAUGGAAGAACAAAGCCUACAACAAAAUAAUGUCUCUGUUACUGAAACAUGUGUAAUCACAGACUGUGAGAAAGAAUUGCUGGGAACAGGUGAUAUCAAGACUGAACCUGUCAUCGCCAUACUGGAAACAAGUGCUGUUCCUGAGACGCUGGAUACAGGUGAUCUCAAGAAACACGGUGGAAUCAAGCCUUAUCAGUGUGGCGAAUGUGGCAAAGGAUUUUCAGAGUCAUAUAAAUUGCAGACACACAUGAUGAUUCACAGUGGAAUCAAGCCUUAUCAGUGUGCUGAAUGUGUCAAAGCGUUUACAGCGUCAUAUAAAUUGCAGAAUCACAUGAGGAGUCACAGUGGAAUCAAGCCUUAUCAGUGUACUGAAUGUGGGAAAGCAUUUACAGAGUCAUAUAGAUUGCAGAAACACAGAAGGAUUCAUGCUGGGAUCAAGCCUUAUCAGUGUGGCGAAUGUGGGAAUGAAUUUACACAAUCAUGUGACCUGCAGACACACAGGAGGACUCACAGUAGGAUCAAACCAUAUCAGUGUGUUGACUGUGGGAAAGGAUUUACAAGUUCAGCUUGUCAGCAGAGACACAUGAGGAUUCACAGUGGAAUCAAGCCUUACUGCUGUGGCGAAUGUGGUAAAGGAUUUAAAUACCCAAGUAUACUGCAGAAACACACAAGGAUUCACAUUGUAAUCCAACCUUAUGAGUGUGCUGAAUGUGGGAAGGUAUUUACACACUCGGGGAGGCUGAAGUCACACAUGAGGAUGCACAGUAACAUCAAGCCUUAUCAGUGUGGUGAAUGUGAGGAAACAUUUACAAAGUCAGGUUGCCUGCAUAAACACAUGAUGAUUCACAGUGGAAUCAAGCCUUAUCAGUGUGUUGAAUGUGGGAAAGGAUUUACACAAUCAGGUAGCCUGAAGUCCCACAUUAAAAUUCACAGUGGAAUCAAGCCUUAUCAGUGUGUUAAAUGUGGAAAAGUAUUUAGACAUUCAAGUAACCUGCAGACACACAUGAAGAUUCACAGUGGAAUCAAGCCUUAUCAGUGUGAUGAAUGUGGGAAAGCCUUUUAUACAGAAAGAUAGCCUACAGAGACACAUGCGGAUUCACAGUGGAAUCAAGCCUUAUGAAUGUGUUGAAUGUGGGAAAGCAUUUACAGACUCAGGUGGCCUGACGAAACACAUGAGGACUCACAGUGAAAUCAAGCCUUAUCAAUGU
This is a messenger RNA of Haliotis rufescens (red abalone), 2914 nucleotides long. Its product is annotated as zinc finger protein 721-like. Gene Ontology annotation, biological process: regulation of DNA-templated transcription. The transcript is spliced from 3 exons. NCBI's taxonomy places the organism in Eukaryota, Metazoa, Mollusca, Gastropoda, Lepetellida, Haliotidae. The record is from RefSeq and is a predicted model, not a curated record. Gene Ontology annotation, molecular function: RNA polymerase II cis-regulatory region sequence-specific DNA binding; DNA-binding transcription factor activity, RNA polymerase II-specific. Bases 298 to 2781 code for a protein of 827 amino acids.